Messenger RNA from Drosophila bipectinata, 560 nucleotides. RefSeq names its product high mobility group protein D-like. Gene Ontology annotation, molecular function: transcription cis-regulatory region binding; DNA binding, bending. The record is from RefSeq and is a predicted model, not a curated record. NCBI's taxonomy places the organism in Eukaryota, Metazoa, Arthropoda, Insecta, Diptera, Drosophilidae. Gene Ontology annotation, biological process: regulation of transcription by RNA polymerase II.
GGAAAAUCAGUACUAACUUCAAACUCACAUGAGAAGCUCGAAAUAUUUAACAAAAAAAACGAACUGAAAUGGCCGAAAGACCGAAACGCCCACUUUCCUCCUACAUGCUGUGGCUCAGCAGUAUCCGUGAGUCCAUAAAAGAAGAUAACCCCGGGAUCAAAGUAACCGAGGUGACUAGGAAGGCAGGUGAAUUAUGGCGUUCAAUGACGGACAAGUCGGAGUGGGAGGCCAAGGCUGCCAAGGCCAAGGAGGACUACGUUUGCGCCAUGAGGGAGUACAAGGCCAAUGGUGGCAGCACUGAUGGUCAGCAGAUGCGCACUAGACGUUCGAAAAUAAGCGUCAUUAAAAAGCAGAAAGAACAAGUCUCACGCAGAUAGGGAUAAUGUAACAAUUAAGAAGUAAACGAACGAGUAGGCGUAGCACCACCAUCUUCAGUGACACGCACAGUAUACUCACAAAAAACACUAACAUCAAAAAGCUUCAAGCAAAUAUACAAUGUAAAAUACAAUCAAUGUUUUCCCAAUGUUGUAAGCGAUAAUAUAUUUCCAUUCAAUAAAAGC